Messenger RNA from Spinacia oleracea (spinach), 1408 nucleotides. RefSeq names its product 26S proteasome regulatory subunit 10B homolog A. The coding region runs from base 110 to 1303 and encodes 397 amino acids. The transcript has 10 exons. The record is from RefSeq and is a predicted model, not a curated record. Gene Ontology annotation, molecular function: ATP hydrolysis activity; ATP binding. NCBI's taxonomy places the organism in Eukaryota, Viridiplantae, Streptophyta, Magnoliopsida, Caryophyllales, Amaranthaceae.
GCGAGUAUCACCACUUCAGAGGUUCCAUUUUACUUUCUGUGCAAGUCUCAAACAUAUCCUCUCUCUCUCCACUCUCUCGCAUCGGAGAUCAUCAGCAAAGCUCUCUCCAAUGUCGACUGAAGAGGAGGUCAAACGUAAGGCCGCGGUUAGCGAAUACAACAAGAAGCUUCUUCAGCAUCGGGAGCUUGAAUCUCGCAGCAGAAAAGUGAAAGAGGAGCUGCGAAGUGCAAAGAAGGACUACACUAAAACAGAGGAUGAUCUAAAGUCUCUCCAGAGUGUUGGACAGAUCAUUGGAGAAGUCCUUAGGCCUCUUGACAAUGAGAGAUUAAUUGUGAAAGCUAGCAGUGGGCCAAGGUAUGUCGUUGGUUGUCGUAGCAAAGUUGACAAGGAAAAGCUAACUUCUGGAACACGAGUGGUUCUUGACAUGACUACCCUCACUAUUAUGCGCGCUCUUCCACGUGAAGUUGAUCCAGUUGUAUACAAUAUGCUUCAUGAAGAUCCCGGGAAUAUCAGCUAUUCUGCAGUGGGAGGGUUGUCUGAUCAAAUCCGAGAACUGAGGGAAUCCAUUGAGCUUCCACUAAUGAAUCCUGAACUUUUCAUUCGGGUGGGAAUUAAACCUCCAAAGGGUGUUCUUCUCUAUGGGCCUCCAGGUACGGGCAAGACAUUGUUAGCUCGAGCUAUAGCAAGUAACAUAGAUGCCAAUUUCCUAAAGGUUGUAUCAAGUGCUAUCAUAGAUAAGUACAUUGGUGAAAGUGCAAGACUUAUCCGUGAAAUGUUCAAUUACGCUAGAGAACACCAGCCCUGCAUCAUUUUCAUGGACGAGAUUGAUGCUAUAGGAGGUCGUCGAUUCAGUGAGGGAACAAGUGCUGAUCGUGAAAUUCAAAGAACCCUCAUGGAACUGCUAAAUCAGCUUGAUGGAUUUGAUCAACUGGGCAAGGUCAAAAUGAUCAUGGCAACAAACAGACCAGACGUGCUGGACCCUGCACUUCUUCGUCCAGGGCGUCUAGAUAGAAAGAUUGAGAUUCCCUUGCCAAAUGAGCAGUCAAGAAUGGAAAUUCUCAAAAUUCAUGCUGCUGGCAUUGCCAAACAUGGUGAGAUCGACUACGAAGCAGUUGUCAAGCUAGCAGAGGGAUUUAAUGGCGCUGAUUUACGGAAUAUUUGUACUGAAGCUGGCAUGUCAGCUAUACGUGCAGAAAGAGAUUAUGUGAUCCAUGAAGACUUCAUGAAGGCUGUGAGAAAGCUAAAUGAAGCAAAAAAACUAGAGUCGAGUGCUACCUAUUCUGCAGAUUUUGGAAAGGACUAGAACUAAAAUGUCACAGAAUAUUUCUUAAUUUUUUCAAGUUGGUAUUAAUCUUUUUCUUAGAACAAUUAUUGGCUUUAAUUUUAACAAUCUCUUGAUUUGCUUCAA